Molecule: messenger RNA, 2378 nt
Organism: Pseudomassariella vexata
Lineage: Eukaryota; Fungi; Ascomycota; Sordariomycetes; Amphisphaeriales; Pseudomassariaceae
Product: maintenance of telomere capping protein 1
Exons: 3
Coding region: 403-1977 (524 amino acids)
Source: RefSeq, a predicted model, not a curated record
CGACAAGCUCCGCGGCUGGACUUGGUUGUUCGAGUUGCAGUUGCGUGCCUCUCGUCGUCCAUACAACACUCCAUCAUACUUCGACAUUAAACCCAACCGUUGAGCGGUUCUUCCGUCCUUAUCUGGCGAGGCAAUUAGCUGUAGCCGACGUCUACAUUCUUCUGCCAUCUGUGUCCCGCUCCCCUCUGUUCCCGCCUUGUUUGUCGGGUUCAACGAGCCCAUAGUGCCGGUCAACAACAAUCAUCCGUCCCGCCAGACCUUUGUCGCUUCGGCUGGGCGAGUAGGUUGCUGCGGCUACGAAAAGCCUCUGCUGCUGGGCAACUGAACGAUAGCACACUAUAGUACGUUUCUGCACAUAGUUCCUCAAAACCCAGAAAUUGACCGCGAUCCUCAUCUUUGACUAUGGCUGCCAAAAACACCAAGGCGGCACCAACUGAUGACGAGCUUGGUGAGCUCUUCUCCGGCAUUGGCAACGACAGUGGCCCUAAGAAAACCACGAAAGCCAAGUCAGCGGCAGCCAAGGCUCGCGGGGAGCAACCCGAGGAUAUCCUCGCCGAACUCGAGAACCAGCUUGAGACUCAACCCGCUCGACCGCACACUCCACGAAUCAAGGACGCAGCCUCCAAACGAACGAGCACGGCGACGCCGCCUCCUGCGGCUGGCCGCUUGUCCGAAGACAAGCCAAACCUACCCCGCAAGUCAGCCGACAGCACUCGUUCGUUCCAUGCCAGCUUCACCCCGAGCGCAACCAGCUCUGACCUGCAAGACGCUGAAAAGAGAGGACCCGUUGAGCAGGCUGCUGAUGCCCAAGCCGCUGCCUCUGGGGGUGGAUGGUGGGGAGGCAUCUUCGCAACUGCCACAGCGACUGCUUCGGCCGCCGUGAAGCAGGCCGAGGCGGCAUACAAGGAGCUUCAGCAAAACGAGGAAGCAAAGAAAUAUCUUGAAUCAGUUCGGGGCAAUGUUGGUGCAAUCAAAGGCCUUGGUGACGAACUCCGUCAUCGGGCUCUACCGACUUUCACCAAUAUCCUCCACACCCUGGCGCCUCCUAUCUCCUCACAUGAGCGCCUAUUGAUCCAUAUCACCCACGACCUGGUCGGCUACCCCUCGCUGGAUCCGCUUAUCCACGAGGUGUUCAGCCGUGUCAUGUCACAAGUCGAGGGUGGCGAUCUGUUGGUCAUCCAGCGAGGCCACGAAAGUAGUGCCCGCCGUGCCUCAGAUGCCACUGCAUUCUACACUGGUUCCUCGUCGUCAGCUGGUUGGCGGGAUGGCCCCUGGUGGCGCCAAGUUGAUACUCCUCGCGACCUCGGCGUGGUUAAGGGACUCGUCGAGGGAACCAAGCUGUGCCGCGUCAGUGCCGAGAGCUACUCGACCGACUACUUUGCCGCCAGCGGUGGAGUUGAGGAGGCUCAGAAGCGAGCACUGGAGCCAGUCAGUGAAGACAAUCCCGUACGCACCAGCGACAUCUUUCUCGCUGUCCAGGCUAUCCUCGUCGAUGCGGACACUGCGCUAUUCGCUGGCAGCACCACUAGUGAGAAGGAAAAGGAAGAGAGUGUCGUGGCGGAAGACAAUACAGACACCCAAGUCUGCUUCGCCGUCUAUGUGCUGGAUCCUAUCCAUGAGAUUAUGUACAGCAGCGUCAGCCAAAGCAUACCCGCCAAAUGGAUCCGCUGGCUCGAUGCGCCCAGUCCGCUCACCCCCGCCAGUGCCGAGUCCGAGGGCCAGCAGGAAAGACUCCACGAUGUGAUGAGUGUGCCCGAGGAGAUCCGCGAGAUCGUCGAGGGCGGCGGCGUCGAUCCCCGGGAAUGGGUCGCCGAGUGGGUUGAGGAGUCCCUGAAUUUGAGUGUGGGCGUUGUUGCGCAGCGAUACGUUGCUAGACGGAUGGGGGUCGGCGAGGGUGGCUUUGGCAAGGGGAAGCAGAAGAUUGAGGCUGUUCUGCAUGACGGUGGGGGUGAGGCUGCCAGGGCCGGCUUGAUCUAAAUCUCGGCGGGAUCUUAACGCAACAUGAAUAUGACAGGGGCGCUUCUGUUUUCUGCGGAGUUGACGGUGUUAGCUGGAUGUAUUUGUUUGUUUCUGUCAUACCCGGACCCAACAGUGUUCGGAAUUUCAGCUCUAGUAUACAACUAGAGAGUUUGUAGUAUAACUUCGAUACGUAGUUUUUAAAGAACUAAACCCUGUCAAUGGUGGCUGUGUACCUGGCAGAGGUCUGAUUAAACGGUAGCUGUCAUCCAGUAAGUAUAUGAUCCAACACAGGCCGCGCCACACUCGCAACCACCUAGUGAUAAAAGCAGACAAGCGGAGAUCCUCUCGACAUUCGCGGAUAUUCUAUCGGGCCUUGACCAUAUACAUGUUGCCCUGAUGCAAUAACUCGAGAAUCAAAC